AUGGCGACACAAACAGUCAGGGCCUCUGUGCUCCACGCAGCAAAGGACCUCCGCGUGGAAGAGCGCACCAUCCCGACCCUCCAGCCCACCGAAGUCCUGGUGGCAGUCAAGUCGACGGGCCUCUGCGGCUCCGACCUGCACUACUACAGCCACUACCGCAACGGCGACAUCCAGGUGCGCCAGCCCAUGACCCUGGGCCACGAGUCCGCCGGCACCGUGACGGCCGUGGGGUCGGGCGUGACGGGCCUCAAGCCGGGCGACAACGUCGCCCUCGAGGUCGGCCUCCCCUGCGGCGAGUGCAAGCUGUGCGCCGAGGGCCGCUACAACAUCUGCCGCGCCAUGUCCUUCCGCUCCUCGGCAAAGAGCUUCCCCCACGCCCAGGGCACCCUCCAGGAGCAGAUCGCCCACCCGGCCGCCUACUGCCACAAGCUGCCCGCCGGCGUGCCCCUCGAGCUGGGAGCCCUCGCCGAGCCCCUCUCCGUCGCACUGCACGCCGGCGACCGCGCCCGCCUCGACCCCGGCGCCACCGUCCUGGUCCUCGGCGCGGGCGCUAACGUCGUCGUCGCCGACAUCAACGCCGACCGCGUGCGCUGGGCCGUCGACCGCGGCUUCGCGGACGCCAGCGUCGUGGUGCCCAUGAAGAGGCCCGACACGAUCGAGGCGAAGCUCGAGUUUGCGAGAGAGGUCGCGGCGCUGGUGGCGGGCGCGAAGACGGCGGCGGGUGAGGCAGUGGGCGACGUGGACGCCACGUUCGAGUGCACGGGUGUGGAGAGCUGUCUGCAGGCUGCCAUCUACUCCACACAACCAGGCGGCAAGAUCCUCAUCAUCGGCAUGGGCAACCCCAUCCAGACGCUGCCCAUCUCGGCCGCCUCCCUCAAGGAGGUCGACCUGGUCGGCGUCUUCCGCUACGCCAACACGUACCCGCGCGUCAUCGAGCUGCUGGCCGGCGGCAACCCCAAGCUGCCGCCCGUCGCGGAGCUCAUCACGCACCGCUACGACGGCCUCGACAGCAUCCCCGAGGCGUUCGGCAUGGCGGGCAAGGUCAAGGACGACAAGGGGGGCCUGGUCCUCAAGGUCAUGGUGAAUAUGUAG
Molecule: messenger RNA, 1092 nt
Organism: Diaporthe citri
Lineage: Eukaryota; Fungi; Ascomycota; Sordariomycetes; Diaporthales; Diaporthaceae
Exons: 4
Coding region: 1-1092 (363 amino acids)
Biological process (GO): D-sorbitol catabolic process
Molecular function (GO): zinc ion binding; L-iditol 2-dehydrogenase (NAD+) activity
Source: RefSeq, a predicted model, not a curated record